Molecule: messenger RNA, 1446 nt
Organism: Sphaerodactylus townsendi
Lineage: Eukaryota; Metazoa; Chordata; Lepidosauria; Squamata; Sphaerodactylidae
Product: caveolin-2-like
Exons: 3
Coding region: 227-718 (163 amino acids)
Biological process (GO): caveola assembly
Cellular component (GO): caveola
Molecular function (GO): molecular adaptor activity
Source: RefSeq, a predicted model, not a curated record
UUCCUGCACACGGGCAGAAGCAGGCUAUGCGCAAAGGGACACUAGAUAGACCGACAGGCAGGCAGACAGACAGACAGACAGACAGAACAGUUCCAACAAAAUAGAUUGUAUAUGGGACAAGGACAAAUUACUGGGGACAGAAUUAUAAAGAGCUGCUUCAGAUCUUCCUUCCGGGAGAGCUACUGGAUCUGCACUGCUGACCUGAAAUCUGCUCCCACCCUGCAAGAUGAUUGGUGAUGAAUAUCUGAUCGAGUGCAAAUUGGACCCAGAAGGCCCCCAUCUACAGGAGCCAGGAUCGACUCCACUCCUGCCAUCCAUAGUUGACAUACCACCCAAAGGGGAUGCCCGGGACCCACGUGGGAUCAACCAGCACCUUAAGCUGGAAUUUUCCGACAUACUUGCCGAACCGUCCUCGUUCCGCAGUUUCGACCGGGUUUGGACCUGGAGCGACAUCGUCUUCGAGAGCUCGCGCCUCUGGUGCUACAGGAUCAUCUCACUGUUGUGUGCCGUGCCCGUCUCCCUACUCUCGGGCUUCCUAUUUGCCUGCCUCGGUUGCCUGCAUAUUUGGUGUGUGAUGCCCUGUAUUCAGUUGUGCACCAUGGCGAUGCCACCUAUCCGCACCCUCUGGGCCAGCGCCCUGGAAGUUGUGGUGGGGCCCCUGUGCACCAGCCUGGGGCGCUGCUGCAGCUCCAUCUACCUCACUAUCACCCAGAAGUAACGCCUACACUGCAAGGACCUACACCGCAAGGACUCUUCCCUGCCCGCUCUCUUCUGACGGAUCCAGCAUUGAUGCUCAGUUCCACUCAAGACAACAGAACCAACGAGGACUGUGAACUUUGGGCUUGGAAGGCGAAAUUGGGGCAGGGAAGCAGGUUGGAGGGGAAGCAAGAAGCAGACCUUUGAGAAGGUGGGCUAUUCCACAUGGAUUUCUUUUCCAGGAAGAUACAUCUUUAGCGUGCGGCUCCCGAAUUCCCUUUCCGCGUGGGACCUGGGAAGCCAGAAGAUCUGGGCUCGACUCCAAAUUGCCGAAAAUUCUACUUAAUUCUUCCCCAAGUUAAUAUUUCAAAUCAUCUCGUGCUCUUCCCUCUCUACAUGCAAACAACCGGGGAGAUGGGGAGACUGGGAUUAAACUCUCCGAAGCAGCAAUUUCUGGGCAGUGUUGUGGGGUUUCCGGGCAGUACGGCUGUGGUCCAGUAGCAUUUUCUCCUGAUGUUUCGCCUGCCUCUGAGGCUGGCAUCUUCAGCCGUGAUUCCAGCCGUGAAAGCGUUCGACAAUACAAUUUCUGGGUAGUAGAGGAGUCAAGAGUAAAUGGGAGAGUUCUACACUCAGUGCUGGGCUUUGGGUGAAGAGGUCCCCCCUUCUACACUUCCCUCCGAUCCUUCUCUUAGACGACAUUACGUAAUACUCAUCCUCCGCCUUCUAAUAAACCUACAGAAAUUAUCUUGA